Molecule: messenger RNA, 2204 nt
Organism: Durusdinium trenchii
Lineage: Eukaryota; Dinophyceae; Suessiales; Symbiodiniaceae
Source: the annotation of a GenBank genome assembly
GGACCAACUUGUUUGGUUUGGCAUCGAUUGAGCUUGUAGCGCCAUGGCCCCAAAGGUUCGUUGUGCUCAGUCCAAGGAAGCGGCAGCGAAGAUGGAGGCUGAACUUCUCCAGCAGCUCGAAGAAGGAGGCACCAUGGAGGGGCUUCAAGCGGUCUUUUCUGCGCUGGCAGCCAGCGAGACCUUCGUGUCGCACUUCUAUGGCCGUAUGCCCUUCGUCCUGGACUGCGGAGAUCUGGUGGCCCAUCGCUGGACUUUGGAGGAUCAAGUGCUAUUGCUCCGACAUGAGAGCUAUGAGGUCUACCAAAAGGAUGCAUUGCCGAAAAAGCCGAUCCAACUGACGGGUUACAGUCGCUUCACACAUCCUGCCAUUGGCCAGGCACAGGCGCACAGCUUCAUGGUCGACACGACCGAGGUGGUCGACACGACCGAGGCCUCGGUGCGGCAAGGCUUGGAGAUGGGCACUUGGGUGAUCAGCAGUGGGAAUUCCCUGUCACCGCAGCUGGCGCAGAUUUGUCUUGCGCUGCAAAGCUCUUUCCAGGUGCCAUUUGUGACGACCAAUGUCUACAUCUCUCGCUUGGACUCACCCAUCACGGCGCCUUUGCACACAGAUCGCUUUGACUCCUUCAUCAUGCAGACGGAGGGCGCCAAGCGUUGGAGGAUCUUCGGCCCCGGCGCGGCCACGCCGCGCUGGCCCGUGCUGGAUGCUGGGAUGAGCGACAGGGGCAAAGCGGGGGACGUGCUCUAUUUGGAACAGGUCGGCCCCUUGCUACUGGAUGAAUGUCUCAAAUCUGGCGAAGUCGUGUACCUGCCAAGGGGCUUCCCACACGCAACCAGCACCUUCCAGACCAGUUCGGUGUCUGGGAAAACGGGCUACUCCACGAGCUUGACGGUGAGUUUGCUGCUGGAGUCGGUGGGCCUCACCGUGGACAAGGUCCUCCGCUGCGCUGCCGGGAUCCACGAGGGCCGGAACGCGCUGGGGCAAUGCUUUGGUGCGGAAGAGAUUCUGGUGGCCACGCCACAACACGAGUCACUGCGCGCUACGCUGCCCAUUGGCUUUCUAGCGCCCUUAGUGGCACCGGAGCUCCGUAGAUCUGCCAAGACGCAUGAGGAGCAGGAGGAGAUCUGGGUGGAGGGCAUGGUGAAAGAGAUGAAUCGCUUGGCAAGGAGUUGCCAACUGGCCCGCUGGCUAGCGGAGCGGGACAUGCUUGAGAAAGUGCUACGCAGGGUGCUGAGCUACCUCUGGCAUGCCCUUCCGCAAGCGACGGAGUGGUGCCGAGAGCGGGUUUACUCCACAGGCGCGGUGCUGAAGCAGAUCGAGCCCGACCAGCGUCACGAGGUGCCGAAGCAUCGGGGUUCGAGAGGCUGCAGCUCUUGGGACGGUUCGUUUUCGCACGGUUGCCUUGAUCGAUUUCGGAGGUGGAAGAAAAGGCCCUGGUGGAGUUCCCCUUCUUUCCCGCGGAGGGCCUGAUGUAUGUCUCUUGGACAGUUAGGGCCGAUUUCGGGCGAUUUGUUGGAUCGAACUGUGUGAUGUUGUGAGGCUCAUUGACUCGACUGGACUGUCCGGCAGGGCCAGAAGUUGUCGGGCGGCUCGCCUCCCUCGCGCGCUACCGUCCGACUUGCAUCGAGUGGCACGGCCUGGCAGUUCCAACGGGUUGGGCACAAGUGGAGCCCUCCCAAUCUGCGAGACCACGGAGACCGUGAAGUUUCCAAGGAUGUGCCAAGGAUGUCGAAGACCAAAUUUGGGAUCAAUCAGGCACAAACCUGAGACCAAUCAGACCAGUUGAUUCCAGGGUUCCAGGGCGCUUCUUUUUCCCAAACAGGUUGACCUGUGAGGGAACCCCUCACUUGUAUCAAAAACGGCUUUGCUGGUCGUAGAGUUUCUCCGCUGGUCUCUGCUUGUCGCUGGAUUGCUCGGAUAGCCUUUUGUGCGGCAUCUCCAGUUCCGGCUGGCUUUGUUUGGGUUGGCUGCUAUUCGUGGUAUGUGUUGUUUCCCCGGAGGUCUCUCGCUGUGUUGGGCCGACUCCGUUUGCAUAGGAAAUGAAGGUGAAGUUGGUGUGAUGAGACGACGUAAGCCAGUGUCUUUCGUUCAGCACAAGAGCUUAGCUAGACUGACCUGCGCCUCGAAGGCGCCAAGAAAAGGCCGAUGUUCCUUUCUGCUUCAUUUUUCUACUUUUGGUCGUUGGGUCCAUGCUGGAAUCCUUUUU